Messenger RNA from Micropterus salmoides (largemouth bass), 1233 nucleotides. Its product is annotated as protein phosphatase 1H-like. The coding region runs from base 309 to 1088 and encodes 259 amino acids. NCBI's taxonomy places the organism in Eukaryota, Metazoa, Chordata, Actinopteri, Centrarchiformes, Centrarchidae. The record is from RefSeq and is a predicted model, not a curated record. The transcript is spliced from 3 exons.
GGUAUUAAGCACCUUUGACCUCCAGCACUGUCAACAGUAAGCUGCUCACUGAGUUGCCAGUGCGGCCAAAUCCACCAGCAGCAACCGGUUUGUCACGUGACUAGCGUGCAGCGCUGCCUGCCUAUGUGUGUGUGUGUGUAUGUGGCUUUAUUUCCGUGUUCACAGGAGGGCGAGCUGAGCUGAAUGAGUUUUCACGGCGGCUGUGUGUCUGUCUUUCACGCCGCGAAACUGCGUCUCAGUGCGGGGAUCUGUCGGGCGGGGGAAAACUCGCUCAUUCGCAUCUCCUGGACCCACGCUGCUGCAGGACCAUGCUCACGCGGGUGAAAUCGGCAGUGGCCAAUUUUAUGGGAGGUAUGGUGGCUGGUGGCCCCAACGGUGAUCAUCCCGGCGGCUCGGAUCUGCCGCUGAAAUUCCCGUACAGCAGACCGCAGUUCCUGGGACUUUCGCCGGACGAGGUCGAGUGCUCGGCGGAUCACAUUGCGAGACCGAUCCUCAUAGUGAAGGAGACCAAGCGGCUGCCGUGGUCCACCGGCUACGCAGAGGUGAUCAACGCAGGAAAGAGCACUUUAAAUGAGGACCAGGCUUGUUGCGAGGUGCUGGUACUCAAAAGGAGACCUGCAGGAAGCUCUGCGCCCAACAGGACCCCCAUGACCCGCAGGAGGUCUUCCCUGCCCAAUGGAGAGGGUUUAGGCCUCCGGGAGUGCCUGGACAGCUCUGAAGACCUAACCUUGCACUAUUGGGCGUUGUUUGAUGGCCACGCUGGCUCUGGGGUGGCUGUUGUGGCUUCCCACCUUCUGCAUCACCACAUCGCACUGCACCUUCAGGAAGUGAUGGAGAUCAUCUGCACUCCAAACCUGGUGCCCCCCACAUGCCUUGGGGAGGAGCCUAUCAAUCACCACCUCACCCCGACAUCCCAACGCGCCCUCACCAGGGCCGCCUCGCUCCGUGGUGCCGCAGGGGCUCCGGGUUCUCCCAGCACCCCACCUAUGCGCUUCUUUACUGAAAAGAAAGUUUCACAGGAGAGCCUGGUGAUUGGAGCCAUCGAAAACGCUUUCAAAGACAUGGUAAGAGGCAUGUGCUUGGUAUGAAGUAGAAAUCUGAAAGUUGUCAUUAAAUAAGGUGCCGACCUUUUGGCAGAUAAGAUCUUGGAUCACCUGUCUGAUGUGCAAUGAAUAUUCAAUACACACCAUUCAAAUUACAGAACUUAAAUAAAUGUUUUCUCGCUGCUCCUAA